Molecule: messenger RNA, 1737 nt
Organism: Miscanthus lutarioriparius
Lineage: Eukaryota; Viridiplantae; Streptophyta; Magnoliopsida; Poales; Poaceae
Source: the annotation of a GenBank genome assembly
AUGGAAAGGCAUCUUGUUCUUUCUGAUCUUAAGCAGAAGGGAGAUCCUCCAUUGUCAUGGGAAUCAAAAUUUCCUCGUCAGGCAGUCCUGUUAAGAAGCUUGCUGUCACCAAGCCCGUCUAAUCGUCCAUCUGCUGUUGAGGUCUUGCAAAAUGAACUGCCUCCUCGGAUGGAAGAUGAGUGGCUAAAUGAUGUACUUAGAAUGAUACAAACACCAGAAGACACAUAUGUUUAUGACCGAGUUAUAUCUACCAUAUUUAAUGAGGACAGGUUUGCCAAAAUGCAAGGCCAACAUGAUAGCAGCAAAAAGUCCACUGUUAACAUUGGUAACAGUGAACUUUUGGAUACCAUCAUUGAGGUUGCCAAGGAGGUUUUCAAACGGCAUUGUGCUAAAAGGUUCCAGAUCUCACCUUUGCAUACUUUGGAAUGGAAUUUUACCAAAAAUAGGGGAAACACAGUGAAAAUCUUAACUCAAGGAGGAGAGAUGCUAGAACUUUGCUAUGAACUGCGAACACCAUUUGUUAUGUCAAUUGCUGCAGUUCACCUUCUAAGGGGUUUAGUGAUCCAGGAAAAUAUUCAUUUGAUCAAGACAUCAUCAUUCAAGCGUUAUGAAAUAUCAUGGGUUCAUAGAAGAGCGGUUGGCCAUUCAACUCCUUAUCGUUUUCUUCAGGGUGAUUUCGACAUUAUUGGCGGUACUUCACCAAUUCCAGAGGCUGAAAUCAUCAAGGUGGCUUUGGACCUUGGGACCCGUUUUUAUGAUUCCAAGACACUAGUCAUACGCCUGAAUCACGGUAAACUUGCUGAAGCAAUUUGCUCUUGGGCAGGGGUUUCUCAGGAUCGAAGACAUAAUGUCGCUGAGUUUCUGUCUUCAACUCUUGUUCAAUAUUGGCCAAAUGAGGCUGACCGCAAGUCACAGUGGAGUUUGAUUAGGGGGCAACUUUUACAGGAUCUUCGGCUUUCUGAAGAAGUUGUUGAGAAGCUACAUAAAGCAGAUCAGCGGUUUUGUGGCUCUGCAGAUCUAGUACUUGCUAGAUUAAGAGGUUCCCUGUUCUAUGAUAAAUCUGCUUGCAAGGCUCUUGAUGAUCUAUCCUUGCUUCUGAGAUGUUUGAGAGUAUGGUCGGUAGAACAACCAAUUACUACUAUUGAUGUACUCAUGCCUCCCUCAGAAUGUUACUAUACAGAUUUGUUUUUCCAGGUAUACUCAAAAGAAGGUAAUCAUGGACCGAGUUUCCAUGAAAAGUUGCUGGCAGUUGGUGGACGAUAUGAUCAGUUGGCGGAACAAGCUUGGGAUAAGGCAUAUAAAUCUAAACCCCCAGGUGCUGUUGGUGUGAGCAUUGCACUUGAGAAAUUUCUUCCUAACAAUCCUUCAUCUGAUCUGGGGUUGCGAAGGUUACUGUCCAGGAUUGAACCUAGCAUCAGUGUACUUGUCUGUUCAAGGGGUGGUGGCGGUCUGUUAACUGAACGCAUGGAACUUGUUGCAGAGCUUUGGAAAGCUAACAUAAAGGCUCAGUUUGUUCCUCAGGAAGAUCCAAGUCUUCAAGAACAGUAUGAAUAUGCCAGUGAUCAUGAUAUUAAAUGCCUUGCAUUUAUCACUGAAUCAGGUCUGUCACAAACAGAUCUCGUGAAGGUUCGGCAUCUUGAUUUUAAAAAGGAGAAGGAUGUUGAAAGAGAGGGACUAAUAAAGUUCCUGUCUGAUGCAAUAUGUUCACAAUUCAAAAAUCCUACUAUCUGGAGCUGA